This is a messenger RNA of Aedes aegypti (yellow fever mosquito), 1539 nucleotides long. RefSeq names its product serine/threonine-protein phosphatase alpha-2 isoform. The coding region runs from base 346 to 1329 and encodes 327 amino acids. NCBI's taxonomy places the organism in Eukaryota, Metazoa, Arthropoda, Insecta, Diptera, Culicidae. The transcript has 6 exons. Gene Ontology annotation, molecular function: protein serine/threonine phosphatase activity. Gene Ontology annotation, cellular component: nucleus; cytoplasm. The record is from RefSeq and is a predicted model, not a curated record.
UCUCACAGGAUGGCAACGCUGCUGUCUUUAUCGCAGCGUUUCUCAUCGAAGAAAAAAUUGCUUUUGCUGAGUGGUGGCUGCUAAGUGCUUAUUCCUCGUCGUCGUUCGAUAAAAUUUAAGAAAUAGUUUUCAAUUUCAUUUCGGCAGCAUCCACGCGAGCCAUUAGUGUAAAUGAACACGUUUGUCAAAUUCGUUUGAAUCCAUUUCUUUUUCUUUAUUAAGGGUUUUUUGCGUGUCAGGUUUGAAGGCUUGCAAGAAGAUAAUUUAGUGCAAAAAGAAGACACAUAACGGAAGAAGAGACAGUGUGUCAAGAAAUUUUAAGAGUGAAAAAUCGCAUUCUACAAAAUGUCGGACCCAGACGCAUUAAACAUCGAUCAUCUCAUUGCUAUGCUUUUAGAAGUUCGCGGAGCAAGACCCGGAAAAAACGUUCAAUUGUCGGAAAAUGAAAUAAGAGGCUUGUGCUUGAAAUCUCGAGAAAUUUUUUUAUCCCAGCCGAUUUUGCUGGAAUUGGAGGCAGCACUUAAAAUAUGUGGUGACAUCCAUGGUCAAUACUAUGAUCUGCUGCGUCUAUUUGAGUAUGGCGGUUUUCCACCAGAAUCAAACUACCUCUUCUUGGGUGAUUACGUUGACAGAGGAAAGCAAUCACUAGAAACCAUUUGCUUAUUGCUUGCGUAUAAAAUCAAAUAUCCAGAAAACUUCUUUUUACUUAGAGGAAAUCACGAAUGCGCCAGUAUCAACAGAAUUUAUGGGUUCUACGAUGAAUGCAAGCGACGUUACAACAUUAAAAUGUGGAAAACUUUCACUGAUUGCUUCAACUGUUUACCGGUGGCAGCCAUUGUUGACGAGAAAAUUUUCUGCUGCCACGGAGGGCUCAGUCCUGAUCUGCAGUCGAUGGAACAAAUUCGUCGCAUCAUGAGACCAACAGAUGUCCCAGAUCAAGGACUACUCUGUGAUUUGCUUUGGUCCGACCCAGACAAGGAUACCAACGGUUAUGGCGAAAACGACCGCGGAGUCAGUUUUACUUUUGGUGUCGAUAUCGUCGGUAAAUUUUUAUCUAAGCAUGACUUUGAUUUGAUUUGCCGGGCCCAUCAAGUUGUCGAAGAUGGUUACGAGUUUUUUGCUAAACGUCAACUAGUAACACUCUUUUCUGCACCCAACUAUUGUGGCGAAUUUGAUAAUGCAGGUGCAAUGAUGUCAGUGGACGAAUCGUUGAUGUGUUCUUUCCAAAUCCUGAAACCGGCUGAUAAACGCAAAUUUCAGUACGGUGGUAUAAAUUCUGGACGACCGGUCACACCGCCGAGGGGAUACAGUAAGAAUAAAAAGAAAUAAAAUGGAAAAGCUUAAACGGUACAUACAUUAUAAAACUGCAUAACAUACACGUUGAAACAAAUUAAUCUACAUGAUGACUUAUGUAAAGUUAAUUCAAAUAAUGAACCUUUGAGAAGAAACAUACGACAUGAUUAUUUAAAAUUAAUUUAAACGAUAGAUUGCAGAAAUAAACUUCGCAUAAUGCAAAGAAGAUAACCAUUUUAAUUUCAA